This is a messenger RNA of Toxotes jaculatrix (banded archerfish), 3395 nucleotides long. Its product is annotated as DENN domain-containing protein 11-like. Gene Ontology annotation, cellular component: cytoplasm. The transcript is spliced from 9 exons. The coding region runs from base 198 to 1703 and encodes 501 amino acids. NCBI's taxonomy places the organism in Eukaryota, Metazoa, Chordata, Actinopteri, Toxotidae. The record is from RefSeq and is a predicted model, not a curated record.
UUUUAAAGAAUUUAAAUAAAGCUGCUCUGCUAAAUGUUAAUUUGAUGCCAAGUGCAGCCUUUCGGAACAGUUUGGAAUAACUUCACAAUGCGGGAAUUGUUCUGAGCUGUGAUUAUCCACGGAUGGACCUGGUGACAAUCGGCUGAGACAUCAUUUACAAUCCGCGGUGAGACUGACGAGGCGGGACCGCAGACGGGAUGGUGGAGCGGUCGGACCGAGCACCUCUGCUGGACUGGGAGGAGGUUCCGUCCGCGGAGAAGCCCGGCGGUGCGGCACCGGCGGCAUCUCACGCGAAGGACCGACUGUCGAGCCCCUCCAACAGCCGUGCCUUAUCGGGAUGCUCCGCGCCGGGGUUUGGGUGGAGCAGCGGUCCGGGGGGUCCCACUCCUAGCAAGUCUGUCUCCAGCUCAGACGGCUGCAGCACCCCGCCCGCGACCUCUAGCACCCCGGCGGGCACGGCGGAGGGGCUGCGUACCGACAAGGAGGAGCAUCUGUCGGAUUCAGGACCGAGGGAGGUGUCGCUGGAAGACACGAUGGUGAAAUGGGAGGAAAAGGACCAGAUUGUGUCGGUUUUUGUGGUUACAUUCAAUACCAGAUCAGGAAACAUGCUGGAGUGGUGUCUGCCCAAAGACAUGGACCUGGAGGGAGUGGAGUUCAAAGCCAUCGCCAGCGGCUCCCACCGAGUCUCCACAGACUUCAUCUACUUCCGGAAGGGCUGCUACUUUGGCCUGGCCUGCUUUGCCAACAUGGCGGUGGAGAGCACGGUGGAGAGGGGGGCGAGGAUGAAGUCGGUAGGGAUCCUGUCUCCUUCCUACACCCUGCUCUAUCGCUACAUGAGCUUCCUGGAGCACCAGGUCAGGCUCCAGCUCCAGUCCCCAGGCCACUACUCUCCUCUAGAGGCCUUCUAUGAGGACAAGAGAGCGCUCCUGCCCCCCAGUGGAGAUGGUGUUGUUACUGCAUGUCCAGUCAACGCCUGGGGAGCUGCAAUCAACCACAGCAUGCACCCGGAGAUGAAGAUCACCCACCCUGCAGGCUGUAUGUCCCAGUUCAUCCGCUUCUUUGGGGAGCAGAUCAUGGUCCUGUGGAAACUGGCUCUCCUCCGCAGACGCAUCCUCAUCUUCUCCCCUCCUCCCGUGGGUGUGGUCUGCUACAGGGUGUACUGCUGCUGUUGCCUGGCAAACAUCUCCAUCCCCGGGGUCAGCGUGGCUGUGCCUGAGUUCCACCCCUUCUUCUAUGUCAAUGUGGCUGACAUCAGCGCCCUGGAGAACGAGCUCUCCUAUGUAGCGUGUACUACUGAGAAGAUCUUUGAGGAGAAGAAGGAUCUCUACGAUGUGUAUGUAGACAAUCAGAAUGUAAAAACCUACAGAGACGGCCUGAAGCCUCUGCUCCGCCUCAGUACCGCAGACCGGGAGAAGUAUCGCAAACUCACAGAGCAGAGGCAAAUGUUGCUGUACUCCCAGGAGGAGAAUGGAGACUGUGUGUCCAGUGAAGAGGAUCUCUUUAUUCUGUUUUUCCUGGAGCAGAACAACCGAAUUUUCCAGACCCUGAGCGAAGUGGCAGGGAGCCCCGAUCCCACUUUGACGCAGGAGAGUGUGAGAGCCAUGGGUCUGGAUCCGCAUGGAGACAGGCUCUUUCUGCUCCACCUGCUGGAGAUUUAUGGCUACGACACCCUGCUGGUGUCAGAGCAGCUCUGCUGCAGCUGAGACUCAACAGACGGUUAGUUUUUCUGCUUGUCAUCACUGCUGGUUUUAAAAGGGAGUUGAUUUGCCUUGAGCCGACUCUGUGUGCCGCACUGCUGGCUUCUUGGGAGUCUUCAGGACCGUUUGAGCCUCCAGAAAUUUCUCUGGUUUAACUUCUUCGUUGUACUUCUCCCCAUCCUUCUUUUGAUCACCGUGGUUCUGCUCCCUCACAACCUGAUGGGCAAGAGCAACAAUAACAGUCAGCUCCAGUGAGUAAUGUGAUCAGUCCUGCUCGAUAAAGCGUCACAGAGAUAAACUCACCGCUGAGAUGGAUUUCUCACUCCACAGCAGGAUUAAUUCUUCUCGAGGAAUGUACAGUACUGGGGACAUUAAGUUGAACGGCAGAGCAGAAGACGUCUUCUGAGAUCAAAUUAGGGGUUUGGAGAUUUUCAGCAAACAAAACGUGUACUGAUGAUUAAUGUAUGAAAGUGAAAGAGAGGUAGCUUUUCUGUAAAUAAUCCCAAUUCUCUCCUUUGUGUACAGUGUGUCAGCGUAUGUGUGAUACGGGGUCCGACUCUCUGCCAGUGUUGCUUAUCCUUUGAUCAAGUGCUGGAUUUUAAACAUCCCAUUAUAAGCCUCUAUAUCCAAAUCAGGGCCUCCUUUCUUGAAAUGUGUCAAUACAAGCAGGUCUAACCGCCUUUGUCUUCUAGAGCCAUGUCUGUAACCACUGCUGUUAAAGUGGGAAACGACCAGUUGAUGGAUUUGGCCCAUUCAGUAUUUCCAUUUAAUGUCAAAACUGAAGAUAUUGUUUGUUGGUUUGUUUUUGCCUAUGCUGAAACCAAAUCAGAUUUUCAAAGGAUGUCCAACAGGCAAAGACAUGUAGAAACAAAUGGCUUGUAUGUUUUCUGAUUGUCAGCUGGACCUGUAUUUCAAAAUAAGCUGUUACACAAAUAGUCUGAACACUAUUUAAAAUUUUAUGCUUUUGUCAAAGGUCCAAUUAUCUUAUCAGAUUUGCUGUCAAGAGAAAGAAAGACAGCGAGUUGACUCACGUCUUUAGUAGAUUUUCUCAUUUUUAACUGCAGAAGGAAAGGGCACAAGUCUGUACCUAUAAAAUAUCAUUUCAGUUUCUCCCACAGAAAAACAGGAAGGUAUCUUAACAUGUGAUGUUGUUACAUGAGGCAACAUGUCACUUAAAAGAAACAAGAUCACGAUCAAGUUUCUUUGUUUUUGCGAGAUGAAGUGAGAAACUUAAAGCGGCUAUAAUCCAUGUUUUAUCAAAUGACAAUGUGAAAACAAUGUGACAGUGUGAAAGGCGUCAGCUGUGGUGACGAGCCUACAGAGAACUGUCGUCUGAAUCUGGAGCUGGUUUCAGCUCAAUGCUUAGCUCGGCCCGCUCGGUUGUUCAGCUUCUAGCUGUUCAACAUUUUUCACCAGUUACCUGCUAACUUCACGUCUGCUGUUUAGUGCUGUAUAGGUGCCUCACAUUCUAAAUACAACAAUGCUGGGAAUGUAGUCGAUGAGAACAGUGAGACUGAGCCAUAGAGUAAACAUCCCGUAAACCCACGACUAGAGAAGAAGCUAAAAAGCUCCACAGAGCAUCAGAGAUUUGUGAUAAUUCUCUGCGGGUUUGUCAGAAACAGCAGCUCCUUUCACAUUACAGGUGGUCAUUUGAUUUAUGUCAGUAUAAAAAAAAAAAAAAAAAAUUAUUAAUGCAGC